This is a messenger RNA of Syngnathoides biaculeatus (alligator pipefish), 2250 nucleotides long. RefSeq lists its product as uncharacterized. The transcript is spliced from 7 exons. The record is from RefSeq and is a predicted model, not a curated record. Bases 373 to 1437 code for a protein of 354 amino acids. NCBI's taxonomy places the organism in Eukaryota, Metazoa, Chordata, Actinopteri, Syngnathiformes, Syngnathidae.
CUUUCUAACCCCCAACGAUUGAGACAGAAAAAGUGACUGAAUAUGGACAUAAAUGGACAUGUUUCUUGAAGACAAUUGUCGCUUCUUCUUUUGUUGAAUGAACACCCCGUGAAGCACGACAUUCAGGGCGAAUUACUGUAAUAAUUAAGACUUUGUGUAGCCUUCGUGGAGCUAGAUGUUUAAGUAUGAUUUAACUAAACCGUUAACUCCCAAACGGCGGCAGAAUGGGUUGCUAAGCAACAUAAAAGAAAGAAAGAAACACGUAAUCGGCGCCGUCAUAAAGUGAUUCUCUGCCAUGUUGAAUUUAAAAGUUUUGGCGCACGUUAGGUCAACCACAGUUUAGUCUUUGCUAGCUUUAGACAGAACGUCGACAUGGAUUUUAUCGAGGGCAGCAUUGGCAUCUACAGACCCCUUAUGAAGUUUUUCGACACACCUGCAUACAAACAAUCUCUGGUGACUUGCUGGAAUCAUGUGUCUUACAAAUUACAGAUUGGACUGUUGGCAGAACUUUUAAGACUUCAGCAGAAGAACCUGAUCCCAUCUGAAGUGACUGCUGAAGCAAUGACUGACCUGCUGGUGAUGGAAACAAAGAAUUCACUUCGAAUAAAACUUUGGGAGUUUGAAGUGGAAGACUCCUUUGAGGCUGAGUCCAAGCUGGUUUUUGAGGUGAACACCAGCAUGAAGAUGAGAGACGUUGAAUUUGAAGCCAGAAGGCUCAUCGACUCUCCUGAGAUGAUUCCUCCCCAGUUGAAACAUCCAAGGAUCCUCCAAAAAGCUAAGCAGCUUGCUGGGACUUUGAAGCAGCAGGAGGCCAACUAUGAUGAUGUCCUUAGCCCACGUGAGAUGGUGAUAAAGGUUCUUCCAAAAGUGCUACAGAGGUUUUGGUUACCUCCGCAAAGCCCCGCCUUCACCAUGCCGUCGCGCUACCUCAGCAAAAUGGCUGUCGGAGUAACACAGGCUGUGGUGGACCGCAUCUCCCAGACACUGUCCUCCGUCCAAAUCCAAUUCUCCUACUCUGUAAGAGACAAUUUGGUUCUGUCUAUCCAGGAGAAAGUAAGACAGCCAUUCAUUGAGCAUGACCUGGUGGAGAGCAUUCACAGCUUUCAACCAGAGUUCCUAAAGACCAUCACAGAUGUCACAGUUGAAGAAAUCGUUGCACAGUCUGCUCUUUUUGUAUCUGUCCCUUCUUCACCGUCUCCUGAUCCUUCUUCAGAGACAGAUUCACUGCCAGAUGAUGAAGACUUGAUUGAGGAGCCAACCAAAGAGAGAGACUCUCUCGUGAAGGAAGAAGCUGUGGAUUUUUCAGCAACUCAAUUCCUUCCUUCAAGUAAAGAGAAUGACAUGGGUGUUAAUAAUAUGAUGCUGUCGAUGCUGCUCAGUAAUGUUUCAAACUGGAUGAAAACGCUCUUUAUCCGAGAGUACAAAUUAAGAUCAUAGACUUUGGACAUUGUGUUAACUGCAUAGCCGGUGGUUGGUGCCCACGCCUUUCAGACACAAACUACCAAAGUGCGAUAUUGUCAUGUCACACAGCAGUUGCAAUUUGCUUCAUUAAAAUAGUUUGAAGCAUGCUGACAUUAGCGCGACACUUACCUCAACACAGAGGACAGUUGGCAGUGAUUUCAGGCGUUUUACAUCACACUUGCCUUACGGCGGCUGGAAUUACGCCGUCUAUACUACUUCAGAAACCAAUUUCAGGCUAGACUGCAAGCUUCCAUCCUGCAUUUUGCACCUUAUGCUAAGGACAGUGAGCUGGGGGGGAAAAAAACAGUAAUUGCAAUGUAAAUGGUGUUUUUUUUUUUUUUUUUAAACCAAGAACUGCAGUUGUAUAAUUUUGACCCCUCCCAUCCAAAUUGCACAGCAAGUCGCUUUCAUGGCGGACUUGUAACAGAUAUCCCUUUCCUUCUCCAAAUAUUGUAUGCUGUUUAUUGGCUACAAUACUUAUUGUACUUUAUUGUAAAUGAUUUUGAGGGGGAAAAAAGCCAGUAUUUGUUUUUGGUAUUUUAACAACCACAAUGUUUUUACUCAUUCAAAUGUACACGGUGUUCAGCUCACUUGGAUAAGCAUUUUUUUUCAUCUUAUUUAAAAAAAAAAAACAGCAUGGUAACAAUGUUGUUAUUAAUGCAUUUUUCAUGUUGAAGAGAAUUAAAGUCAUGAGCUACCAUAACAUAACUUUGAGGUACAUAUCUAGGUAUCUUGUUUGAACAAUGCUUUUAGAUCUCCGCAUGAAAUUAAACGCAACUAUGUACAGAA